AUGGCGCGUUUAGGUCUGGUUCUCGCCAUGGCUCUUUGCCUUACCAUCUCUGUGUUUCCGGACACAACCACUGCUCAGCUCAAGCACAAUUUCUACGGAAAGUCAUGUCCUAAUGGAUGUGAUGCGUCGGUCAUGAUUCAAUCAACGCCUAACAACAAGGCCGAGAAGGAUCAUCCAGACAACGUGUCUUUGGCCGGAGAUGGAUUUGAUGUUGUGAUCAAAGCCAAGAAAGCUCUUGACGCAAUCCCAAGCUGUAGAAACAAAGUUUCUUGUGCUGAUAUCCUUGCCCUAGCCACCCGCGAUGUGGUUGUCGCGGCUGAAGGACCGUCGUACCCAGUGGAACUCGGAAGGCGUGACGGUUUGGUGUCGACGGCUGCUAGCGUCCACGGAAACUUGCCAGGACCAAAUGACAACUUUGACAAACUCAACAAGCUCUUUGCCAAAAACAAACUUACUCAAGAGGAUAUGAUCGCUCUUUCAGCGGCUCACACCCUCGGAUUCGCCCAUUGUAACAAAGUAUUCAACAGAAUCUACAACUUCAAUCGCACACAUAUCAUUGAUCCAGCUCUAAACAAAGGCUAUGCUAAGGACCUUCGAUUGGCUUGGCCCAAGAACGUUGACCCAAGAAUCGCUAUUAACAUUGACCCAAUCACUCCAAAGAAGAUCGACAACAUUUACUUCAAGAAUCUCCAACAAGGCAAAGGACUCUUCACUUCAGACCAAGUUCUCUACACCGAUCGUCGCUCUAGGCCCACCGUUGACUCUUGGGCCAAGAACUCAGCUGCUUUCAACGCCGCCUUUGUUAAAGCUAUGACCAAGCUUGGCCGCGUUGGCGUUAAAACUGGACACAAUGGUAACAUUCGUCGUGACUGUGGAGCGUUUAACUAA
This is a messenger RNA of Brassica napus (rape), 888 nucleotides long. RefSeq names its product peroxidase 73-like. The coding region runs from base 1 to 888 and encodes 295 amino acids. NCBI's taxonomy places the organism in Eukaryota, Viridiplantae, Streptophyta, Magnoliopsida, Brassicales, Brassicaceae. Gene Ontology annotation, molecular function: peroxidase activity; heme binding. Gene Ontology annotation, biological process: hydrogen peroxide catabolic process; response to oxidative stress. The record is from RefSeq and is a predicted model, not a curated record. The transcript has 4 exons.